Molecule: messenger RNA, 1246 nt
Organism: Nelumbo nucifera (sacred lotus)
Lineage: Eukaryota; Viridiplantae; Streptophyta; Magnoliopsida; Proteales; Nelumbonaceae
Gene: APX3
Product: ascorbate peroxidase 3
Biological process (GO): response to reactive oxygen species; hydrogen peroxide catabolic process; cellular response to oxidative stress
Cellular component (GO): chloroplast
Molecular function (GO): peroxidase activity; heme binding
Source: RefSeq, a predicted model, not a curated record
AGAUCCUUCACCCAUUUCUUCGCUGAGCUGGCUUUCUUUGGUUCUCUCGAAAACUCACCAAGGCUAAACCUAAUCAAUCCUUUGCUUCUUGUCUCGGUAUUCGAAUCCAUUGCUUCAGUCCAAUAGUCAUCGGCUUGGAGUUCCCCCUCUUGAAUUCUAUAAAUUGUUGAGAACCAAUUUCGGUUCUCGCUCCUCGCUCUUCGGUUCCUUUUCUUGCUUUCCUGCGCCAUUUUGAGCGAGUGGAAAUGGCGGGGCCUGUAGUUGACGCGGAAUACCUCAAGCAAAUUGAGAAGGCUCGUCGGGAUCUGCGUGCGCUCAUCUCCAGCAAAAACUGUGCGCCUAUCAUGCUUCGUUUGGCGUGGCAUGAUGCAGGCACUUAUGAUGCUUCGUCUAAGACAGGUGGCCCUAAUGGCUCAAUUAGGAAUGAGGAAGAGUACAGGCAUGGCGCAAACAAUGGCUUAAAAAUAGCAAUUGAUCUUUGUGAGGAAGUGAAGGCAAAAUAUCCAAAGAUUACAUAUGCGGACCUGUAUCAGCUUGCUGGGGUUGUUGCUGUUGAGGUUACCGGAGGCCCCACCAUUGAUUUUGUUCCUGGUAGAAAGGACUCAAAUAUUUCUCCCAAAGAAGGGCGCCUUCCAGAUGCAAAACAAGGUGUAAAACAUUUGAGGGAUGUCUUUUAUCGGAUGGGUCUAUCGGACAAAGAUAUUGUGGCACUAUCUGGGGGUCACACACUGGGAAGGGCACACCCAGAAAGAUCAGGCUUUGAUGGACCAUGGACCAAGGAGCCACUUAAAUUUGAUAAUUCCUAUUUUGUGGAGUUAUUGAAAGGGGAAUCAGAAGGACUAUUGAAGCUUCCAACAGACAAAGCAUUGUUGGAGGUUCCUGAGUUCCGUCGUUAUGUUGAGCUGUAUGCAAAGGAUGAGGAUGCGUUUUUCAGAGAUUAUGCUGAAUCACACAAAAAACUUUCGGAAUUAGGGUUUUCCCCCAAGGUGGAGGCAAAAAAUAAUACUGCAAUAUUGGCGCAAAGUGCUGUGGGAGUCGCAGUUGCAGCAGCAGUUGUGAUCCUGAGUUACCUUUAUGAAGUUAAUAGAAGGAUCAAGUGAAAAGGCGUUCUUUGGACAUGUCAAUUAUCCUAGAAAGAGUUGGUGGAAUGUGGCACAUAUCCAGCCAGGACAAAGAAGGCUGCUCAUAUUUUCUAUUGAUAAUAUUAAUAAUAAAACCUAUUAUCUGCUUGAUCGUCAUACACCAA